Molecule: messenger RNA, 1695 nt
Organism: Ostrea edulis (European flat oyster)
Lineage: Eukaryota; Metazoa; Mollusca; Bivalvia; Ostreida; Ostreidae
Exons: 2
Coding region: 43-1491 (482 amino acids)
Molecular function (GO): zinc ion binding
Source: RefSeq, a predicted model, not a curated record
ACCGAUUAUAUUACUUUGCCAAGAUAGAAUUUCACCAGCAUAAUGACAGAUUACGGUUCCUGGAACCUUACCGCCUUGAGAAGCGAACUCAAGAAACGAAAUGCGCGAGUAUCGGGGCGAAAAAGAGAACUCGUUGAAAGACUUGAUGCAUACGACAGAAACUAUAACUUUGGUGGUGGUGAAAGAGUUGAAAGGGAGUACUGCAUGGAAGUCCCGAGUUAUGAGAAAUAUAAAGACAUUAAUAAAGAUACUGUGAUUACAAGAAUUAAAGAAGAAGCUGUAUGUGCAUACUUGGGGAAAAUGAACAGAGAAAUUGAUGCAAAUGUUAGAUACCUUUAUGAAAGCAAAUUUUUAAAGUAUGCAAGAUUGGCAUGUGAAGAUGGGCUAUUCUUUGUGAAAGCUGAAUGCAAGGCACAGAUGAAGAAAACAAUGUCGUAUGCUGUCGAUGCAAGUUUUGAUGUUGAUGGAUGUGUUGUUGAAUGUCAAUGUGAGUGUGCAGUAGGAAUGGGUCCAGUUGCAGCAUGUAAGCAUGUAUGUGUUAUUUUGUAUGCUCUACAGAAAUUCUGUGAGAAUGGUGACUUGACUACUGAGGAAACUUGCACCCAAAAUUUGCAAACAUUUCACCAAACAAAACCCUACAAGGGGAGUCCGAUUAAAGCUAAAGACCUCCCUCUUGCAAAUAAUGCUGAAGUCAUUUAUGACCCACGUCCACUUCAAUUUAGGAACAUGUCUGGAUAUCAUGACACCUUUAGGAACGUUUGGUUGAAUCACCCAUCAGUAAAUACAUUACCAAUUUCACAUUUAUUUUCAAUCGCAAACACAACUGCAAUGGAUUCUGACCAUGAUUAUUUUCAGGAGAAACUUUCUGAAAUGUGGCUGAAAAAUUCCAAUAUUACAAACAUUACUAGUAUGGAAAUUGAAAAAUUUGAAAAUCAAACUCGUGGCCAAAGCAUCAAUCCUCUAUGGCAGUCAGAAAGGUGCAAGAGAAUUCACUCCUCAAAUUUUGGAAAAAUCUGCAAAUGUACAGAAAAAACUAAUAUGCAUAAUCUUGCCAAUCGUUUAACUAAAUAUACCCCACAAAUCAAUGUUGCACCCAUAAUCCAUGGUAGAUGUUACGAGUCAGUAGCCAUAAAAAGCUUUGAAGAAAAAUGCAAAGUAAAAACUCAAAAAUGUGGCACAUUUGUAUCCAAAUCCCACCCAUUUCUUGCAGCAUCUCCAGAUGCUGUAAUUGAUGAAACCUCCAUUUUAGAGGUAAAAUGCCCAUUCACUGCAAAACAUGAACAUAUUUCUAAUGAAACUGUUCCCUUUUUGAAGAAUGUAAAUGCUUCCUUAGAACUUGAUAUGUCACAUGAUUACUUCUAUCAAAUACAAGGGCAGUUAUUCUGUACAAACAGAACUGAAUGCACUUUAGUAGUGUACACAUUCAAAGACCUCAAAGUUAUACCAGUGCCAAGAGAUGAGGAAUUUAUUGAAAACAUGAUUCACAAAUGAGAAUCAUUUUUUGAAAAAUAUUUCAGAAGUGCAGUGUUGAACAAAUUUUAUCAUCACAUCUAAGUGUCAUAUUUGGACACUGAGUCAUGGUAUUAAUUGUAGCAAGACAUUGUUUAUAAUAUAUCACCAAACCCAUUUAGUGAUUGUCAAUUUCUUAUGUUGUGGUUUCAUAUAUUUUUUUAUAAAAAAAAAAUUCAUAUCAUU